UGUCAACAUUUCUUCGCUAGGAAGUCCUGUGAUUUUUGGCUGCAUGGACACAUCUUCAAAGACGUGGCUGCCGCAUCAGACUCAGUUUGGGUUGGUUGGUCAAGCGGAGGUUUGCUGUGCUGGACCAGGAGUGUUAACCCCAAACCAAUCUCGCAGGGCAAGUUUUGCCUCUGUAAGACAGUCGAGCAUGGAGACUCCUCCCAAUACGACCCCUCAGCCCUUCAGGCAGCCGAGUUUCCUCAAUCGAAGGCUGAAGGGCUCCAUAAAGAGGGCCAAAAGUCAGCCCAAACUGGACCGGACCAGCAGCUUCAGACAAAUGAUUUUGCCCCGAUUUCGCAGUGCUGACCAAGAGAGGACACGCUUGAUGCAGAGCUUCAAGGAAUCCCACUCCCACGAGUCCCUUCUGUCCCCCAGCAGUGCAGCAGAGGCUCUGGACCUGGUUCUGGAUGAAGAGGCCAUCAUUAAGCCUGUCCACUCUAGUAUUUUGGGACAAGAGUACUGCUUUGAGGUCACCACCAAUUCAGGGACAAAAUGUUUUGCUUGCCGUUCAGCAUCAGAAAGAGACAAGUGGAUUGAAAAUCUGCAACGAGCUGUCAAACCAAACAAGCAGAACUUCUCCAUGCACUUUCAGGAUAACAGCAGGCGGGUGGACAAUGUGCUCAAGUUGUGGAUCAUUGAGGCGCGAGAUCUCCCAGCUAAGAAACGCUACUACUGUGAGCUGUGCCUGGAUGACAUGCUGUACGCUCGCACCACCAGCAAACCCCGCACGGACACCGUCUUCUGGGGGGAGCAUUUUGAAUUUAACAACCUGCCUACCAUUCGUAGCCUUCGCUUGCACCUCUACAAGGAAACAGACAAAAAGAGACGCAAGGAAAAAAGCACGUACAUCGGCCUUGUCAGCAUCCCCAUAUCCAGCAUCACGGGCCGGCAGUUCGUUGAGCAGUGGUACCCGGUUAUACAGUCCAGUGUUCUGGCCAAAAGCGGCGGCGUUGGAAGUGCCAAGGUGAUCAAUGCUUCGCUGCGUAUCAAGUCUCGCUACCAGACCAUGAACAUCCUCCCCAUGGAGCUGUACAAGGAGUUUGCGGAGUACAUUACCAACAACUACCGAACCCUCUGUGCAGUCCUGGAGCCGCUGCUAAGUGUGAAGAGCAAAGAGGAGGUGGCAUUUGCUCUGGUGCACAUCCUUCAAAGCACAGGGAAGACAAAGGAGUUCCUGUCAGACAUGGCGAUGUGUGAGGUUGAUCGAUUCAUGGACCGUGAGCACUUGAUAUUUCGGGAGAACACUCUCGCUACGAAGGCUGUGGAAGAGUACCUCAAACUAAUAGGCCACAGAUACCUCAAGGAAGCUAUAGGUGACUUCAUUCGAGCCUUAUAUGAGUCUGAGGAGAACUGUGAGGUGGACCCCAUGCGUGUCCCGCCAUCCGUCCUCGCCGACCAUCAAGCCAACCUUCGCAUGUGCUGCGAGCUCUUACUCUGCAAGAUUAUCAACUCCCUCUGCAUAUUUCCCCGGGAGCUGAAGGAAGUCUUUGCCUCUUGGAGAGCCAGAUGUGCCGAGCGUGGGAGGGAGGAUCUCGCCGACAGCCUCAUCAGCUCCUCCUUGUUUCUGCGCUUCAUGUGCCCGGCCAUCAUGUCACCGUCGCUGUUCAACCUGAUGCAGGAGUACCCCGCCGAGCGCACGUCUCGCACGCUCACGCUCAUAGCCAAGGUGAUGCAGAACCUGGCCAGUUUCAGCAAAUUUGGACCCAAGGAGGAGUUCAUGUAUUUCAUGAACGAGUUCCUGGAGAUGGAGUGGGGCUCCAUGCAGCAGUUUCUCUACGAGAUUUCUAACCUGGACACCGGAGGGAACGCCGGGGGCUUUGAGGGCUACAUCGACCUGGGCAGGGAGUUGUCCAUGCUGCACAGUCUGCUGUGGGAGGUCAUGGGCCAGCUCAGCAAGGAUGCCAUUCUGAAACUGGGCCCUCUGCCGCGGCUGCUGAAUGACAUCAGCGUGGCCCUGAGGAACCCGCAACUCCACAUGCCCACCAAUCACCAGCCGGACCGACCCAAGGACCGGCUCUUCACUCGCCCGUCUUUCAAUCGCCUCAUGUCCUCCGACUUCCAAAGCCUUAUGAUGCGCGACCUAAACAGUUCAAUCGACAUUUCUCGCCUGCCGUCUCCUACGACUGGAGUCUCAGCGGUCGAAUCCCUCUCAUCGAACCUCAACAUGAGGCGGCUCGCUGAGCGGGACUUCCGCUCCUCCAGGGAGGUGUUUUACGUCACCCGCCCACCGCUGGCUCGCUCCAGUCCGGCCUACUGCACCAGCAGCUCAGACAUCACAGAGCCCGACCCCAAGGUCCACAGCGUAAAUAAAAGUGUGUCCAUGAUGGACCUGCAGGACUCCCGGAUGAACAGCAUUUCCAACCUGAACUCCGUGGGAGACAUGCUCGCCUCGUCUCAAGCCUCCAUCGCCGGUCUGGGCCACAGCUUUGGGAACCUGGGCGGGCCUCUGCGCAUGGGAGGGCAUUUGCCGCCGGGUUCAUCCGGCUCUGGUCUGAGACUUAGCCAGAUGGGCCACGUGGGGGGCCCCACAGAAGCCAUCUCUCAGCAACAGCAGCAGGCGGCAGCGGCGAUGCACUUCCCCCUGUCUUUCCAGAACCCACUAUUCCAUCUGGCUGCCCAGAACUCCCCGGCUCAGUCCCAGCCGGCGCCCCCUCCCCCUCCUCUCCUCCUGGCCCCCGAGCCUGAGAAUGGCCACCCCGACUACCAGCACGCCUUUGGCAACAGUGCUUUCUCCCGCAGCGAGGACUUGUCGGCCCUGCGGUCGCAGAGCAGCCUGGUGCAGCCCAGCAUCGUCCACUCGCACAGCUACAGCGACGACUUCACCCGGCAGAACCAGAGCAACGACUACGCCUGGCACCAGCUGUCCCUGCAGGUUCAGGAAUCCCUCCAGCAGCAGCACCUGAUGGGAAUGACAUCUCAGUCGGGCACCGGCACGGGCACCCCGGCCUCCCUGGCAACACCCCCAACUACAGUUCAUCAUCCCGUCCGCCAGUCGUCCAUGGCCCCACAGCACCUGAAAUCCCAGCGGUCCAUUAACGUUCCCGCCACUGCGACGCCUCCGAGGGUCCGUCCACAGAGCAGGAACCUCCUCCUCGACUCGUCCGACACCAACUUCACCGGCAGUCACCCCAAAUCCCGCCAAACUCAGCAGGCGCCGCAACAGCAACAGCAACAGCAACCGCAACAUCAGCAGCAGCCUCAACAGGACUCGCAGCUGUCACUGACGGACAGUCCAGCUCCUGGGCUUCCGUACCAGACGAGCUCCGCCAAAGAGAACCAGGCCUCGGCCGCGGCUGCAGAAGAGUCAACAGAUACGCCCACGAAAAGCAACAAAAAGCAUCAGCCGUCACAGCUGCAGCCGCCGCAGCAGCAUCUGCUCAAACCAGUCCCCAAUAAACAGGGAAACAGCCAGGGCAUGAAUGAGCGGACAGUGGCGUGGGUUUCCAACAUGCCCCAUCUCUCUGCCGACAUCGAGAGUCUGCGGCCGGACCGGGAGGGCCAGCUCAAAGAAUACUCCAAGAGUAUGGAUGAGUCAAGACUGGAGAGGGUGAGAGAAUACGAAGACGAAAUUCAUAACUUGAAGGAGCGUCUGAAGAUGUCCCAUCGCAAACUUGAGGAAUAUGAGCAGAGACUCAUGAGCCAGGAACAGCAGACCAGCAAGAUCCUGAUGCAGUAUCAGAACCGGCUGGAAGACAGCGAGCGCCGCUUAAAGCAGCAGCAAGUGGAGAAAGACUGUCAAAUCAAAGGCAUCAUCAACAGACUCAUGGCUGUGGAGGAUGAGCUGAGAGGGGGUGCCAUUCCUGAUAUUAAGCCUCGAAUCCUCACAGACCAGUCUAUCGGCCAGGGAUAUGGGGGCCACCCAGGAUCCUGACUGCCAGCUCCAAGCGGACCAGAGCUCAUGAGGAUCACUCAGGUGUAGGAAGGCCCAAACAGAUGCUUUUACAGACAACCCCAUCAAGGCAAAGCUCCACGAAGGACUGCUGGAGGGACCAUCUCACUACAUUAUUUAAAAAAAAACAACUUGCACAUACUCAAACUUAGCCUGAACCAGAACCAGAACCAGAACCAGAGGCUGACAAUCAUCCAUCGGGAGGAUCACGUGUGCAGUGAAUCUUCUGCAAUACAAGCCAGAGCCACAAAAAUCGCAAUUAUUCAGUGAGUUUCUAUAGCGGAUUAUAGGAGGAAGUGUGUGUGAGAUUCAGGAUUUUCCCUCAUUCAAGCACUUUUUUACACAAACGGCUCCGGAUGAAAUAAAUAAAAACAAAACAAAUAAAACUGGCUUUUAAUGAGCACAAUAUCCCUCAAUGGUGACGCCUUUGAUACUCAUCAAUGGGCCAUCUAUGACCCUCAGAUGCAGGACCCAAACAAAGACCUUUUUCACCAUUUCUGGUUCUGAUCGGCUCUAUUUUAGUGUUGAUAGUACAGCCGUCUCAUCGUACAACGAUGCUUACGUACAAUCUGAAACCUCUUGCUUUACUUUUACCUUCAGCACACGACGCGCUGACUUUCAUUGUGUACAAGAGCACUUUUCUUAAUUCUACUAAAACUUUUAAAUUAUAUUUUAUGUUUUUUCAUAUUGUAUUAUUAUUAAUAUUAAUAUAAAAACUAAAACAUAUGUGAUUGGACACAAAGUGCUUGUUAUGUAAGAGCAGGUAGAGAGAAUUAGGGAUGUAACGGGCUGCAUUCCAGCUCCUGAUAGUGACGACCAUCAGACCCAACAAACUGCACCCCUAGUGGGACAAAAUGGUAUUACGAGAUGUGUCAGCUCAUCCUCAGUCAUGAGCACAUCGACAGCGGCUCUUUUGUCACCGCGUAGACUGUAUAAAGAGAACGGGACAAACUGUUUGUGACAUUCGCCUGACAGCCGACUUAACUCAGUCAUCACAAGCUACCUUUCUUUGCUUUUUUUAUAACUUCUCUCUCAUGCAGUAAAGGUACCUUAAAUUCAUAGCGAUUGAACCUGUGUUUGUUUCAGAUGUCGUUUCUAUU
Messenger RNA from Cololabis saira (Pacific saury), 5028 nucleotides. Its product is annotated as ras/Rap GTPase-activating protein SynGAP-like. The record is from RefSeq and is a predicted model, not a curated record. Gene Ontology annotation, biological process: regulation of GTPase activity. The coding region runs from base 44 to 3910 and encodes 1288 amino acids. The transcript has 20 exons. Lineage: Eukaryota; Metazoa; Chordata; Actinopteri; Beloniformes; Belonidae.